Paraglomus occultum is the source of this 669-nucleotide messenger RNA. Lineage: Eukaryota; Fungi; Glomeromycota; Glomeromycetes; Paraglomerales; Paraglomeraceae. The record is from the annotation of a GenBank genome assembly.
AUGGAAUUAGUAGCAAGUGUUAUGCGAGUUUGUCUACAUAUUACAGAAGAUCGUGGAACUAUUCUAUCAACAUACUUGUCUGAGCCCACUUUAACUGAGGCUGCCGCAUAUAUCAUGAACAUUGACAAUGGGUUACUUGUACCAGAUCUGCUGACUAUGUUAAUCAAUAGUAUCAAAGAAGGAGUUGCAGAGGCCAGUUAUUGUGGUGAACUGUAUCAAAAACUGGAGACAUACACCAUCACAACAUCAAGUCCAAGAAUGAAACUCUCGCCUGAAUUUGCUGGGAUUACCAAUAAGAAAUGCACAGCACAUAUUGCAGAAGAUAUUGGUAUUUUACCAGAAGUUGACCAACUGUGUAAAUUAGUUUUGUCAGAACCCACUUUAUUGAAACGCCCAGCUGACAAUGCAGAAAUUCCCUUGAAAAAAGUCAAAAUUGGCAGAACAAAACGUAAUCCAUCAGAUACAUCAGUUUCUUCUGCAAUACGUCAGACUUUCCAAGUGUCAUUAGCUGUUUAUGGUCUUGGAAAAGAGGUGUAUGCUUGUUUCAAUUUCACAGCCAUUGGGACCCAAACACAGGUUUUAAUGUCUUUGAGAAAGCUCUUGGUUGCCUGGCCUGAUGCAGCUGAGCUUGAGGAUGAUAGUAAACGUGUACAACGUAUUACGUAUUAG